AUGAAGAGUUCAAAGGACCAAGAUAAAGGAAAACGCCCUAAGAAAAUUGGCUUCGCGGAUCCGCAAGACGAUACUGAUGGCAGGAAAAGCACUGUGAAAACAUAUCGAAAAUCAACCUAUCCACGGGAUAGUGAUGUUGCUGGAGCUGCGCGUAAAUCUUCAUUUCUAAUACUCUCUCGGCUAGUUGGACCACAAAUGACCUCCUCCAGGUCGGACAGGAGCUUGUACACUCGAACCAGCAUGUACACUGCGCCACGUUAUCAAAACUCGUAUCGCAUGGAGUCCUACAAACCGUUUCAACGGGAAAGAAUGCAGAUCUUGCUGGGCCGUUUUAUGGAGACUUUUCUGGAUGAGUACAAGUACGUCCCGAAGCGAUCAAAACGGCUGGCGGAAAACCUCAGUGAAGAGCUACGCAAUCAGUUCAAAACAUACCAGUUCGAUCGAUACCGGUGUGUGGCUUUGGUUACGGUCGGUGACAAGAAAAUGCAGGAUUUUCGAUGCGUUGCCCGAGCACUAUGGGAUCCGGAGAAGGACGAUUGCAUCAGCUACACAUACGAAGCACCGAGCUUCUUCGUAACCGCUAGCGUAUGGGCUGUUUAUUUCGAGUGA
Anopheles nili is the source of this 609-nucleotide messenger RNA. RefSeq names its product dynein light chain Tctex-type 5-like. The transcript is spliced from 5 exons. The coding region runs from base 1 to 609 and encodes 202 amino acids. The record is from RefSeq and is a predicted model, not a curated record. Gene Ontology annotation, molecular function: dynein intermediate chain binding. Gene Ontology annotation, biological process: microtubule-based movement. NCBI's taxonomy places the organism in Eukaryota, Metazoa, Arthropoda, Insecta, Diptera, Culicidae. Gene Ontology annotation, cellular component: cytoplasmic dynein complex; cytoplasm.